Molecule: messenger RNA, 2687 nt
Organism: Gossypium arboreum
Lineage: Eukaryota; Viridiplantae; Streptophyta; Magnoliopsida; Malvales; Malvaceae
Exons: 6
Coding region: 435-1580 (381 amino acids)
Biological process (GO): regulation of DNA-templated transcription
Molecular function (GO): DNA-binding transcription factor activity
Source: RefSeq, a predicted model, not a curated record
GCAAAAAAUCAGAAAUAGCAUGGGUAGAUUACGAUAUUUGAAAAUUAGAGGGUUGAAAGGCGAAAUAUAUAUUUCUAACUUCGCUCCUCCAUAUUUAUUAAAAUUGCUCAAUCCAGUCCCUGAUUCGUGAUUCCCACUUCCAGCUUUCAACGCAGAGAGAGAGAGAGAGAAAGAGAAAUAUAAAUACAAUAGAAAGAGCAAUAGAAAGAAAGAGGAAGGCAGAGGGUUCAUAAUAAGGGGAACCGAAAACGGGAAAAAGAAAACGAAAAAAGGCAAACCCUAGGAAAUUCUUAGCUUCCGAUUUUGAUUCAUUGAAGAUUUACAUUUCGAGAUCUUAAUUCUUCAGUAAUCCAGAGAUUUUGCUUUGCAUUUUUUCUCUUUUUCGUUGGAUGAAAUUGAAGAGUGUCAUUUAAGGAACUGGUUGUUCUUGGCCAAUGUCGAAUUCCAAGGGGUCAACUAACAUAAGAAAUUUGAUGUUUUCUGGCAAGCAUGCCUUACUUCCUCCUAAAAGUCCAUUUCCUACAGUGGCCUCAACAUAUAAUGAUAGUGCCCCCAACAGUGUAAUUGGAUCAAAAGCAAUUCAAAAACCUAGAGAAGGAAGUACAUACCACCAGCGCACUUCCUCUGAAAGCCUUCUGAUAGAGGAACAACCUUCUUGGCUUGAUGAUCUCCUUAAUGAGCCAGAGACUCCUGUGCGCAGAGGAGGUCAUCGACGCUCAUCAAGUGACUCUUUUGCAUAUAUUGAUGUAUCUAAUGGUCCUAACCUAGAUUAUGCAGCACAGGAUGAGUAUGGAUAUAAAAAUAUGAUUUCUGGACUUUCUUGGGCGUCUCAGGACUUUGAUCACCACAAUUGCAAAGAUGGUCGGCUUAACUCUUUCCGUGCUGAUGUGAACUUAGUAAAGCAAAAGCAUAGGGCAUGGGAUUCAUCUUUGAAUGUUGUGACUCAUCCAAGUGGGCUUCCUUCUUUAAGAGAAAACACAUUUGUUCAGAGUUUAGGAUCAUGUGCACCACAAGAACUAGAGCGAGCACAAUCAACAGCAAAUGGAAAACAAGAUUCAGCUAAAUCUGUCCCUAUUGAUGCAAAAGCUUCUUCUGAGAAAAAAGAUAAUUCUCAUGCUAAGUCUUCUGCCUCUGACAGUGACACGAAAAGAGCCAAGCAGCAGUUUGCUCAACGCUCAAGAGUGCGUAAACUUCAGUACAUAGCUGAGCUGGAAAGAAAUGUACAAGCUUUGCAGGCUGAAGGAUCUGAAGUUUCAGCUGAGCUUGAAUUUCUUAACCAACAGAAUCUUAUUCUUAGCAUGGAGAACAAAGCUCUUACUCAACGUUUAGAAAGUUUAGCUCAAGAGCAGGCUAUCAAAUACCUUGAGCAGGAAGUAUUGGAGAGGGAGAUUGGUAGGCUACGAGUCUUGUACCAGCAGCAACAAAAUCAACAGCAACAGCAACCGCAACAAAAGCAGCCAUCAUCUAGCCAUCGACGCUCUAGCAGUAGAGAUCUUGAUUCCCAAUUCGCAAACCUCUCUGUGAAGGAGAAAGAUACUAGUUCAGGCCAUGACACCGUCACCGGUCCACUCCGCAUUUAAACAUCUAAUUUAGCCAGAGCUUUUUGUGCUAAUACUUCAACCGUCGCUGCCAUGCUGACCAAAUUUGUUGUUUCCAUUUGUGCUGGAUAAAGCCAAGUUCAUCUGGUCUUGGUGCCCUCCCUCUGCCUGAUCUCCUCUUUAUUUUCCGUCAUAUCUUACCCUUAUUAUUUUCCUUUCAGCCAAUUAAAUCUUCUUGUGCACCUGGUAGUCAUUGCCGAAAAUUCAAUUUCUGGCCCAUGAUUCACCUGAGGUGGUAAACAUGAAGAACAGGUUCCCCUUCCUAUCUGUUCAUCAGUGGUUAUUGUGGUUCUGGAAUUUUAUCUGCUCCAUUUUCCCUCCAUUUUGAGUAUCCACCCGGUGGAUCCCACCUUAUAGUGCAGAGAUCUUUAGGCUGUUUAGUUGUGCAUUAUAUAUAAAAUGCAUAGUGGCAGGAAAUUAUUUCUUGUAAAAUGUUUUAAAUCAAAUCUCUGUCAUAUUUCUGGGUUCUGUUGGUUAUAAUUAUUUGCCUGGUAUUGCCCCUCAGCUUGAAGAUAUUUGCUGUUUACAGGUUUGCAAUCAUGGAGCUGCCCUGGUAACAUAACCCUAAGAGUAGUUUCAACUACUCUAUUUGUUUUUUACUAACUUGAGCUUACUUUUAAUAUGAUUGUCAUUACCAACCUUACUAGAACGCAAAUUCCUAGACAGACAGCUCAUUUACGUUUCAGCUGACUCAAUGUGACUAAGGCAGUUAAUUCCGGACAGGGAGGACAGAAUUGGAUUGUUUAAGAAAAAGAGGAACAGCCAAUGUUAUUUGCUCAGUUACUUUUGGAUGGUAGGGUGAAUCAUGUGAGUUGAAAGCGAAGCUUAUGUGAAAGAAAGAUGUUAUUGCAUUCCAGGCUGGUCAGUGGUCACCCUUGCCCUACAACCAUUAUUGAGCUGUAAGGAUGUUAACCCACGAUCAAGCCCUUCUGCAAAUUGCAUGCUAGUUGUCAUUUAUAUACAAGAAUCCGAGAAAGAUGUUAGUUGUCUGUAUGUUGCUCAGAUUCUUCCUUUUCCUUGAACAGUCGUAUCUGAUGCACGGAUAUGGAGAUAUUUUCUUUAAGUACAUGAUUUUUUUAAAAAAAACAA